UGUGUGGGCUCCACUUCCGACUAGGGUAAAGCCUACCCUCUGGGAAACCUUUUCAGGUGACCUUGGGUUUAGGUAAUCAAUGCUUACUGGUGCGUGAACUUGUCACGCCUCCGGAGAAAUCUCUCGGGGGCGUCGUAACUACAUUAUCAAGGAGGUCCCUUGAUAACUGGCAUCUACACACUAUCGAAGUUACACAAUACCUUCUAGGAAAUCUAAGCAGUCUUUCCUUCCAGGUGACCUAGGCAUGCUACGCCCGCAGUGUGUAGUCAUGUCGUGCAACGAGGAUUCCUUGCGAUAGCAUUCCUCGGAGAACCGCAACUCCGCCACCGAGGACAUACUCCGGGGUGUGGCUUCGACACCCGAGGCUAUGCAAAUGCCUUCCAGGGCACUCUGGGCAUAAUCUGUCUUGCAGGUGACCUAGGCAUAAGCGGCGUCCGCGGUGUGUGGGCCUCACUGUCUACCGAGAUUACGCAAUGCCUUUCAGGAAAUCUAGGCAGUCUUGCCUUCUAGGUGACCUAGGCAUGCUACGUCUGCGGUACGUGGGCUUGUCACGCCACCCGAAGAUGUCCUACAGGUGGCGUCACAACACGGUCUAUCAAAUAAAUCCCUUGAUACGUAGCAACUACACUUUCGAGGCCGCACAAAUGCCUUCCAGGAAACCUAGGCAGACCCGCCCCCAGGUGACCUAGGCACGAUGUGUCUGUGGGAGUAUAGGGAUUUUGCAUGGUUAUACUAGCUAAGUUUUGCAGUCUACUGUUGGCUAUAAGAAGCUAGUUGUAGCGUAAAACAUAGCUAGGUUAUAUAACUGUUUAUGCUAAAUGAGAAUGUAACUUAAGUUCUACUGCUUCUACCUAGUGGCUAUCUAUUGCAAAAAGACUUCUAGCAGUAAGGUUGGAGGCCUCCAACAGACUCCAACCUGGCCAUAUGAAAGAUGGAUUACUAGGUAAACUACUUGGCAGUUAAUAGUGGGCGUACCUUUGUAGAAAUAAGGGCUCUAUUGCGAGGCUUGGUGGCCUUGAAGCCUGUGGCUAGGCUGGGAGAGGCGGUGCUUGACCCCCUCAGCCUUUAGCUGUUGCUCGGCCCCGGAGGUAAUCCGUCCGGAACUUGGCAACGGCAUGUUGGAGGCGUAGUCGAAGGCUGGUCGGAAGAGGCGGUCCUCGACCGCCUUGGCCCUUAGCCGCUGCUUGGCUUCGGAGGUACCCUGUCUGGAGUCUGGCGACGGCGUGUCCCCGACUCAGUUCUCGUUGCUGGGUGUGGUACCGUUGGUAGUAGGGUCGGUAGUGACGGUGCAGGGUUGAGGGGCUAUGGAUUUGCCCGGGAGUUUGCUCCAGGCCUUCGAACCCUGCGUCGUCCUUCACUCGCUCUUUCUGUGGUCAGGUAUUCUGCUUGCCUUCCAAGGUAUUCCUCCCGGAAGGUCAUGAGGGUGCGGUAGUUGUUGGUGUUGUGGCCGCGCCCUGGUCCGUGCUGGAUGCACCCGUGUGCCUCUGGGGGCGCCGGAGCUUGGAGUUGUCGCUGGGGUCGCUGCCGAAGGCGGUGUGUCCCGGAGCCUGUGGUUUCCCCCAGGUCUCCUUCCCCUUUGGGAGACCAUCGAGGCUGCCCAGUGAACCGACUUUUGGAGCUAAAGUGGUUCUGACUAUGCUUCCCCGGACGAGGUGGGCUUAGGGUUCCCUGCGCGCGGUUUGCGUUGCGACGGCGGCGUCAGAGGCGCUGGAGGGGUCCGCGCGCCCUGGAGCCCUCCAUCUCCUUGGAACCCUUUUUCGCCUGAGGGGCUCAAGGAGGGCGUUGGGUGGACAGACUUUCCGUAGAUGUUGGCUCGCUCGGGGUAUCCCAGGUGUGGUCGAAAGGGAUACAUUGGGACCAAGCCCAGGUGGGAGCACUCCUGGGUUGGACCUCCCAGAACCAUUGGAAGGCGGUCUGCUUGACUGUGGCUUUGGCCGCAUCCUCUCCUGAGGCGAUGAGGUCUUCGUCGUGCAGAGGCUAGAAGGCUUCCGCGCCGUCUGGUGUUCCUGUACCGACCCAGGGUUCUGAGUUGGCCAAGGUUGGAGGGACGCCGUCUCACACGGCAGCGGGGCUGGAGCAUGCAUACGGUGCGUAUGGCUUAGAUAGCCAUGCAUAUGGUUGCAUGCUUGCAACAGUGAGUAUGACGGUUUUCGCUAACCCUUUGGUGGUUUUCCUGGUGGAUUCCUACCUCUUUUAGCACUUCUGUGUUCGAGUCCCCACAGACGGCGCGCUGUUGGAGCAAGAGUUCGUUUUGCCCCAGCAAGUACGGUGAGGAUUUCUUCUAAGGAGGUGACUCAAGCUUGGAGACGAAGUUUAAGAGGGAGGAACACCACAGAUGUAUUGAUGGUAGAAAAAAUGGAUCGCUCUGGGAGGAGUAUCACAGCGUGACUUGGUGUGUUUUCACUUUUGUGUCUUUUUUGCUAUCUAGCUCCUCCUCUGCCCAGAUGACUAUGACCCCUUAUUUAUAGGGCCAUGAGUAGCUUAGCGUACAAGUUAUCAUAAUAUACAGAUAUUUGAGAUCUGACCGAAUUACUGGGCCUUAUCUUGGAUAUACUUUCUACCGUAUCGAUGGAGAUAAAUAUCCACCAUGGUAACUAUCGUGGUGUCAGCCCCUGGAGUGCGGUGAGCCGGUCGUCAAUUGCGACCCGAUGCCGUACUAUUAGGGGUGUCAGGAUAGCCUCCAUUAUACCGGAGUGUUAGAGCGGUGUCCAUCAGUCUAGGCUUUUAAUGCCGGUCACUUGCAGGGAAAGCACGACCAGUGCUCCCCUUCCGGUAGAUCUUUUCUAAACCUGUUGACUCACCUUGUAGCCUUCGAGAAGGCUGCCCGAGCAGCCUGAGACGGGGGCCUCGGGAGGCAUGGAACCGGGAGGUGAAAGCUUUGGGAAGCAGGACUCCGGAAGGCCGGGGCUUCUGGAGGCCGAAGCUUCGAGGGACCGAGCCUUCAGAAAGUCGGGUUUUUAGGAGGCUGAACCUUCGGGAGACCGAGCUGACUAAGCCAAGGGAAGGCUUCGCAGGUACAAAGAGGUACCGUGAAGGGAUCUGAUGACUUCGGAGGUCGACCUUUUAACUGAGGGUCCGAAGAUCAAGGCUCCGGAGGGACGUGGACGGUUCCUGCCGGUGACAAGCUGGGAAUUGGUACCUGCUGGCCGGUUUGAACCAGUCAGCAGAGGUAUGAAAGGCAGUGGACGUAUCAGUUGUAAUGGAAGAGAUGUUGGUGCUGGUCUGUAUACUAGAGUUCAACCGCAGGCAGAUAUGGAAACACAAAUACAUCAACUUGAGCAAGAAGCAUAUUGUUCAGUUCUUCGAGCUUUCAAGGCUCAGUCUGAUGCUAUCACAUGGGAAAAGGAAGGUCUCAUUACUGAGCUUAGGAAGGAGCUAAGAGUAUCUGACAAGGAACACCGGGAGUUGCUAAACAGAGUGAAUACUGAUGAUAUUAUCCGAAUAAUAAGGGAAUGGAGAGAGUUAACAGGUGGGCUUCAGAUGAAUUUGGUUAAUAAUGCUCAGCGUUCGCAUGACCCCAUGCCCAGUCCAACCACCUCUGCUCGCAAGAGGCAGAAGACAUCUCAACCUAUUCCUUCUGCAUCUGUAGCUGCACCAUCUGCUGUGCAUUCACAGCACUUAACUGUGCCAAUGCAACCGUCAUCUUCAGGAGCAAAAAACUCAGCUCCACUUGGCACAAAAGGGAAAAAGACCAAACCAGGCCAAAAGUUACCUGGUGCCCCCGCAGUCAAAUCUAUGCCAUCUUCUGUUGGUCCUGGUGGGAGGGGACCAAUUAUGAAUAGAAACACUUCUGGUAGCCUUCCUCCUGAAGGACCACGGAUAGAUCCAUUAAUUGGCCGUAAAGUCAUGACUCGGUGGCCUGAUGAUAAUAGCUUUUAUGAAGCUGUUAUAACUGAUUAUAAUCCAAUAAAGGGUCUCUAUUCACUGGUUUAUGACAUGGAUACAGAACAUGAGACAUGGGAGUGGGUUGAUUUUAAACAGAUGGCACCCGAAGAUAUAAAAUGGGAAGAUGAGGACCCUGGUAUAAACUCGCAAGGUUGUGGUGCUCCGGUUCAUGGUGGUAAGAAGUCAAGCAGUCGUGGUGGCCCCAUGUCAGGUGCCGGAAGAGGCAGAGGGCCCCAAAAGAACUCAUCUAGGAAAGAUUUUCCACCUUCACAAAACGGUAUUGGGAAGAAAAGUUCCAACCACAUAGAAAUACUCCAUACGGAAACACUCAUAAAGGAGGUGGAGCGUGUUUUCAGUGCAGGCAACCAUGACCCCCUUGAGAUGGAGAGGGCAAAGAAAGUGCUAAAGGAGCAUGAACAAUCUUUGAUUGAUGCGAUUGCAAGGCUUGCCGAGGCAUCUGAUGGUGAAAGUGAUGACCAUGCACGAUCUUUGGAGUAUAACCGUGGAUGGAGGAACAAACAUGGAGGAAGAUAUUUAGAUAUGGCAAUCGAUGGCCUCAUGGCUGGAGAUACAGAUGCCAUGUAAACAAUUGCGAAUGUACACAAAAUUCCUUGAUUAGUUUUUUUUUAUCUGUUGUAAAAUCCCAACGCUGAUUUAUUCUAGGUUUAGCUCUAGGCACUUCUAAUUUGUUCUAACGAAUGAAUCAGUUGUUAGGAUUACCUCUCUGAUUGUUGUAUGAAUGAAUCAGUUGUUAGGAUUA
Phragmites australis (common reed) is the source of this 4645-nucleotide messenger RNA. RefSeq names its product protein EMSY-LIKE 3-like. Gene Ontology annotation, biological process: defense response to fungus. The transcript has 11 exons. Gene Ontology annotation, cellular component: nucleus. The record is from RefSeq and is a predicted model, not a curated record. The coding region runs from base 3043 to 4470 and encodes 475 amino acids. NCBI's taxonomy places the organism in Eukaryota, Viridiplantae, Streptophyta, Magnoliopsida, Poales, Poaceae.